Perca flavescens (yellow perch) is the source of this 1423-nucleotide messenger RNA. It is a transcript of the gene nicol1, whose product is annotated as NELL2 interacting cell ontogeny regulator 1. Lineage: Eukaryota; Metazoa; Chordata; Actinopteri; Perciformes; Percidae. The record is from RefSeq and is a predicted model, not a curated record. The transcript has 4 exons. The coding region runs from base 111 to 383 and encodes 90 amino acids.
CGCAUGCGCACUCCCUUAACCUACAUUAAACAAUUCUAGGUGGGCAUCUUGCGCUGGUGUUCGGCAAAAUAUCGACUGAUUCACGUAGGCUAAUUGAUCACAUCAUCACCAUGGCGUCCAGUGGAUAUGUGCAGGUAGCGGUGCUGCUUCUGGCGGUGCAGCUCCUCUGUCUCCGUGCAGCUGAUGCGGAUCAGGAGACUGGAACUGUCAUUCCUGCCGAAAGCCGCCCAUGUGUGGACUGUCAUGCAUUUGAGUUUAUGCAGCGGGCACUGCAAGAUCUAAAGAAGACCGCGUUUAACCUUGAUGCCAGGACCGAGACGCUGGUGCUGAGGGCAGAGCGGAGGGCUCUGUGUGACUGUAUGCCCACCAACUCACUGCGCUGAGUCACACCCCGACACACUGACAACAACCCUGUUCUAAACCUCUACUCCUGCACAGCGAUUUUCAUCUUAACUUAUUCAGACAAUAGGCACUUUAUUUUAUUUUCUAUCAUAUCACUGUUGAGUGAAGCUUUGAUUUGACAUCAUGCAUCAGAAGGCAUGUUAUUGUUUUUGCCUUAUUCGGGACGACUUUUAUACCACUGAUGUUUUACAUCGUGAAACACAUGCCUUCGGAGUUUGUUUUCAUCGUCAUAGGAUUUGGGUCAGUUCUCAUCUGUCUCCAAUGAAGCAGCUAUUUUUUUGUACUUUUUAGUAUUUGACUGUAUAAUGUAGAUACAGUAGAAUGCAUCGAUACAUUUCCUUGUUGAAUGUGUUGUAUGAGAUUAAUGUUUACGACGAUUAUACACAUCAAACUGUAGCAUCACGUGGAAUUUAUUUAACUGCUCAAAAAUAUUUCAAUAACAGUUUAAAAUAAUUAAACUAGCUUUAGGAAUCAGGCAAAUUUCACUGAUUUAAAGGAAUUGAUUUGCAGCCUGGCUUCUUUUGCAAAAAGGUUGGGUAACUUGUUUUUCUUUGUUAUAACCAUGAAGAUUUUUUUUUGAAAAGGAAUUAGCAGAAAGAAAUAUUACCAGAUGUUCAAACAAUAUUUUCAGACUUUCUUUUUUAGGCAGAAAAAGCGUACUACUUGUAGGUCUUAAUUUAGCGCCGCACUGUAGCAUGAAAUUACAGCACUUUUUGUUAACCUACUGUUAAUGUAGAUUGUAUGUAUAGAUGCUGUAUAUGUACACGGGUCUUCUCUGUCUGACAAAGGUGUAUGCAAGAAUAGUGAUGAACAAUAUAGUAUCGUAAGGGAACGCAAUGUCGACAGGGGAAGGGAGGACAGAUAGAGGAAGCUGGCUACAGCAGGAGACAUAGAGAUAGAAAUAAUAAUUGUCUUAUUGUUGCUUGUUCAUGAACAGUGUACUUUGUUAACAUUAUGUCACAAGACACACUAUUUAUUGUCUUAAUGUUAUACCUAUAAAUAAAAACAAUGAAUAAUUUUU